GCCACAGUGGGAACUCCCCAGGCGCUUGUUAAGUGCUUCACUGCCUUGUUAGUUAAUUUCCACAAGCACAGGAAGUAGGUACUGCUCCUAUUCUCCUAUGGGGAGGAAACAGAUUUAGAGGUUUAGGGACUUAUUCAAGGUCAUUUGGUAAGAAGGUGGCAGAGUGGGUUCCGACCACAAUGACUCCUGGUGAGAAGGGUAUUGUCUGGGGAGCCACAGCUGGAAGACGUCCUCAGAAGGGGCGGCGAUCACGGAGGGGAGCCCAGGACAGGGCGCCCCAGGCAGGGUUUCCGAGAGGUCUUGGGUCAGCCUCAGUGUGAUGUUUACCCUUCUCUUUCUAGACCAUAAGGCUCCGUUCCGAGUUACAGACAACGUGGAUUCAAAGGGAGGUUUGACAGUGAAAUUACCUGAAAACAUGAUGUUUGAAGUGGCCACCUACAGGUCCAGGAAGCACAGCGUCGAGGUCUUGGGGACCCGGAUACCCAGGCAACUCCUGGCUGCCCUUGAGAACACCUCCUGCUCCACUCCAGGACUAUGCCAAUCUGUGGCCAUGCUCCCACCAGCUGGUCACCUCCUGUCCCUGCUGCUGGUGAUAGGCACAGGGGGCAGUGUGCCCAGCCACCCAGCAUCUCCCCAAGGCUGCUACGUGGCAGAGGAGGCUGGGGAGCGGACAUUCCGCUGUAGCCAGGCGGGCCUGAGCGCCGUGCCCACCGGCAUCCCCAACGACACCCGCAAGCUCUACCUGGAUGCCAACCAGCUGGUGACAGUGCCCGCGGGCGCCUUUCAGCACCUUCCUGUCCUGGAGGAGCUGGAUCUGUCCCAUAACAUCCUAGCCCACCUCUCGGGAGCCGCUUUCCAGGGCCUGGCAGGCACGCUGCGCCACCUCGACCUCUCUGCCAACCAGCUGGCCUCGGUGCCCGUGGAAGCCUUCAUGGGGCUGCAGAUCCAAGUGAACCUGUCUGCCAACCCAUGGCGCUGUGACUGUGCCCUCCAGGAGGUGCUCAGGCAGGUGAGGCUGGCACCAGGCACUGGGACGGGCAUCGUGUGUGGCCCAGGAGCCCGACCAGACCUCGUGGGCCAGGAGUUCCUGCCACUGGCAGGGGAGGAAGAGCUGUGUGGGGCGGGGCGGGGUGGGGCCCAGAGGAGCACCGACGUGGCCCUCCUGGUCACCAUGGGGGGCUGGCUGGUGCUCGUGGUGGCUUAUCUGGUCCACUACGUGUGGCAGAACCGAGAUGAGAGCCGCCGUCCUCUCAAGCGGGUCCGCAUGCUGCCUGUGCGCUCUGAGGACUCCUCCAUCCUCAGCACAGUAGUCUGAUGACCAAGGCCACCCCUCUGGCCCCGUGCCCUUUGCCCUCUCCUCCCUUCGACCCCUCCCCCCUCCUCUGCAGCCCCUUCCCAUCCCCCAAGGCCAUCCCUCUUCUCCCUCUGUCUCCUGGAAAGGUCUGCUCUCUCUCACACCACCAACACCAUCUUUGGUGCCUACUCUGGGCUGGGAUUGUGCUAGACUCAGAUGCCCAGAGCCAAGUCGGGGGACAGGGGACGACAGAACAGAGAACGGCCGCAGGCAGGGUGUGUGCCAACUCAGAGGAGGAGCGGGCAGCUUGAGAGCGUAGCAGAGGUAAUCUCAAAGCUCUACUUAUGGAUGUUUGAUCUGACUCUUCAAGAAUGAGGAGACCCAGGAGGUCCUGUCAUGGCUCAGUGGUUA
Molecule: messenger RNA, 1705 nt
Organism: Sus scrofa (pig)
Lineage: Eukaryota; Metazoa; Chordata; Mammalia; Artiodactyla; Suidae
Gene: LRRC3C
Product: leucine rich repeat containing 3C
Cellular component (GO): plasma membrane
Molecular function (GO): protein binding
Source: RefSeq, a predicted model, not a curated record